CGAUGGUUCGAUCUCCGUGACAGCCAGCAAUUGCUUUGAAGCAUUGGAACCUCGACACAUCAUGCUCCGCAAGUUUGCCCAACGCCACUUCGUGCCGACGAGCCAGCGAUACCAGCGUGCGUUCGCAGCUCCGCGCUUCUUCUCCACUGAGCCUUGUAUGGAUGACGACGACGACGAUACGACGGAAAACGGCUUGUUGGACCUGCAUUUCACCCAAGAAGACGAUGGCGUGAAGCGUCCAUUCCGAUUUGUUGGCAUCCGCGACGUCGAAAUCGAAGACAAGCGCUACGAAGAUCGCGAUCAAACCGUGAAACCCAAGAACGCGCCGAUUGUGCUCCGCAACAGCUACGGAUACCCUAACUUUGUCUCGCUCUACGUGGACACGCUGCCCAAAUGCGUCGAGUACAUGAAGCAGAACAACAUUCCCCACGACCCACCUCGAAAGAACGAAGAGGGGGUGGACGUUGUCACGAUCCCGCCGACCCCUGAGAGCGCGCCGCACUUUGACUUGUGCGACAAGCCGGCCUUCGUCGAGCUCUUGCAGGCGUCGCCCGACCUCAUCAAAGAGUUCGAAGACAACGAACGUGAAAACUCGAAAACCUCGUUUGACGACUAAACAAAUUUUGCGCGCGAACAUUGCAUAGAUUAACCAAGUGAAAAGGACGCGACCGUUUCAAACUCGUCAUUGUCAAAUUUGCAGCUCCCUACACACGCGGCGGCGGUCGAUGUCCAACGAGUGGCUCCCCGUACAGCGGCGCGAGCUUCUACAUUGGUGACGGUGUCAUGCACGACAACAUGACACGCAAUCGACG
Molecule: messenger RNA, 812 nt
Organism: Aphanomyces invadans
Lineage: Eukaryota; Oomycota; Saprolegniomycetes; Saprolegniales; Verrucalvaceae
Exons: 2
Coding region: 62-616 (184 amino acids)
Source: RefSeq, a predicted model, not a curated record